UUUUCAAUGUGGAUAAAGCCUCCCACACUGGAGGGCAGAGAAAGUCUCACAUCAGGAUACUUACUCUGCUGCUUCCACUUGGCUGCUAUUUACCAAUGGUGUUCAGGAGCCCUAUUCAGGAUCAGGCCCCGUGGCAGUGCUAGCAUUACAUUCAGCUCACCCACUUUGUGCACAGACCCCACUACCUGGAUGCUGCUUCCUUACUGGGGACAGACUUCCAGCAUACUCUGCAAAGGCUAUGUAGCUGCAAAGAAAUUGCAACCAAGGGCAAACUGCUGUGUAGCAGCAAGUCUAGACUGUGCCCAGAGCCCCACUGACUUCCUUUAGGGAUCUGAAAGCCUAGCUCCCUAGAGCCUAACCCAAUGGGGCAUGACUGCAGGGGACUCGCCUGUUCUCUGGGCUUGGUUUAGCAGGGGAGGGGUUUGCAGCAAAGAGUAGGAUUUGCUUGUGAGUGGGAACUGGAAGCUGCUCUGCCAACUGGGCUGGGAUCUUUCCUGAUUGAAACCAAUGAAGAAUUCCUAGCACCUGCGCUGGCUGCUGGGCUCAGCAGGUCUUGAUUGGGAGGGCUGUGGAGUAUAAGGAACUGGCACUGAGCACAGAUUGCCUGUCAGAAGAUAUACACCUAUAAUUUCUCCUGAGAAUGUAUGUUCUGGUACUAGGACUGUGAGUCUAGCAUCAUGGGGCUGUGGAAAGAGUUCCUGGUGGUGCUUGCCUGGAGCUCGGUGUUUGCUGGUCAGAGAGGGAGAAGGAGCGCAUCCAAUUACCCUGUAUUCUAUGAGUGCAAUAAAACCAGCAUCCACCUGACCAUACACCUGAACCCCCAGGGAGCUGGCCUCAUGCUUGAUCCACAAUCCCUGCAUCUGGGCAGCUGCCCCUAUUCCAUCAUCAACAACCAACAGGGCCUUCUGCACUUUCAGUAUGACCUGAAGGACUGCAGCUUCUCACAGCUGACUUCUGGGAAUGUGCUUGAGCACUUCACCGACCUGACCUAUAAGCCUCCCUCUGGGAGAGGCAGAUACUACGCUACCUCCUUCAGUGAAAGAAUAAACUGCACUGAUUAUGAUGCAAAAUCCUUGACUCCUACAAAUAUAUCCUCAGUUACUGGUCAGCUGUCUGCCUCCAGUGUACUGAUGUUCAAGGUAACGCUGAUGAAUGGGGACUUCAGUGCCCCUUCAGACUCCCAGGUCUUUCCCCUGGGCUCUCAGAUUCAUAUAGAGUUUGCUGUACAGAGUUUCUUCCACCAGCCUCUGCAGAUUUUUGUGGAUGAGUGCAUGGCCACCACAACCCCAGAACUCCACAGAUCUCCCAGGAGCUACAGCAUUAUUGCAAACCAUGGGUGUUUUGUGGAAGGUAAAGUGUCAAACUCCCAUUUUCUGCCCAGAAAGGCUCCUGAAGCUAUCAGUCUUUCCCUGCAGGCUUUUGGAUUUGUAGGUGUGGACUCGGAUAUCUAUCUUCACUGCCAGGUGCUAGUCUGGGACCCCCAAGUCCUCAUGCACCCCACUAGGAAGGCCUGCUCAUUCCACAGGGACACAAAUAGGUGGGAACUCCUGGAUAAUCCUAUUCUAAGCAACAUGUGUGAUUGCUGUGAGACUCUCUGCCAAGAAACAGGCUUGCGCCACAAGAGAGCCCUAGAAGACUCUGCAGAGAAAGGAGGGCUUAUCCAUACUGUUGUACUUGGGCCCUUGAAGAUCCAGAAACCAGCUCCAAAGACGGGAAGCUACAAAUGGCUCUCUUGCGGUCAACCAUUAUAAAGCUAUUGGUGUCCUGCUUAUGGCUGCAGUGCCAGUGGUGCUGUGUCUGGGCUUCUCCCACCACAGUGGCCGCUGCUUCAGAAUCAAGAUGGCUGAGGACUCGGAUUCUGAGGGACUGAUUACAGCAGAAGCAGAUGUUUAGUACAGAUGUGGAAUGAGUCGAAGUUGUGGGUUUGUUUUGUUUGGCG
Gavialis gangeticus (Gharial) is the source of this 1939-nucleotide messenger RNA. RefSeq names its product zona pellucida sperm-binding protein 3-like. NCBI's taxonomy places the organism in Eukaryota, Metazoa, Chordata, Crocodylia, Gavialidae. The record is from RefSeq and is a predicted model, not a curated record. Gene Ontology annotation, cellular component: extracellular matrix. Gene Ontology annotation, molecular function: acrosin binding. The transcript has 10 exons. The coding region runs from base 678 to 1751 and encodes 357 amino acids. Gene Ontology annotation, biological process: positive regulation of acrosome reaction; binding of sperm to zona pellucida; egg coat formation.